This is a messenger RNA of Triticum aestivum (bread wheat), 1651 nucleotides long. Its product is annotated as E3 ubiquitin-protein ligase ATL31-like. The record is from RefSeq and is a predicted model, not a curated record. The transcript has a single exon. The coding region runs from base 257 to 1501 and encodes 414 amino acids. Lineage: Eukaryota; Viridiplantae; Streptophyta; Magnoliopsida; Poales; Poaceae.
ACGGCGACGUCCUCGGCCGCAAGCUCAACUCGCAUGCACAGACGCGCCUACCUGGCUCUCCACACGCAGACGAGCUCAACACGGUGCAAUUUUCUUCAACACGCGGGCUGGCUCCUCUGCUUCUGCCUCUAUAUAGCCCGAACUCCACAGUCGACGGACACUGCAUGCGCGCCGAGAACAUCCGCAGCCAGUCAGCUAGCUAGGUUCCCGGUUAGGCGCGGCGAGCUAGCGACGACGAGCCCCGGAGCCCGCCCACAUGUCCCCCGGCGCGCGCUCCCGAAAGAUGGAACACGCGCUGCUCGCCGCACUCCUGGCGUGCGCGCUCGCGUCGGCCGGUAGCGCGCAGCCGGCGGAGCCGGGGCAGGGGGGCUAUGACAACGACGUGGCCGACCAGGAGAUGCGCGUCAGCACGACCAUGGUCGCGCUGCUGGCCGCCGUCGUCGCCGUGUUCUUCUUCAUCCUCGCCUCCAUCAUCUACCUCCGCCACUGCACCGGCUACUCGUACCCCCACGCCCCGCGGCCGGACGACUCCCGCGGCUCCGGCCCCGGCGCCGGCUUCUCGAGCUUCAUCGCCAGGCGGCAGCAGCGGCGGGCGGCGACGCGCGGGCUCGCCGCCGAGGUGGUCGAGGCGUUCCCCACCAUGCGCUACGCGGAGGCCAAGGCGCUGCGCGUGGGGAGGAAGGCGGCGCCCCCGCUGGAGUGCGCGGUGUGCCUCAGCGAGUUCGAGGACGAGGACAGGCUCCGGCUGCUGCCCAAGUGCAGCCACGCCUUCCACCCGGACUGCAUCGGCGAGUGGCUCGCCAGCCACGUCACCUGCCCGGUCUGCCGCCGCAACCUCGACCCUAGCAAGGACGGCGGCAGCGACGACGAGGCGAGUAAGCCCCCGGUGCCGGAAGCCAACAGCAGCUCCAGCGAAAUCACCGUGGUACGCCACCACCAAGCAGACAGCGGCGCGCGACCAGCGGCCGUGGUCAUCGACGUGGUGACGGAGGAGGAGGCCGAGCAGCGCAGGAAGGAGGCGAUGGAGCUGCAGCGGAUAGGGACCCAGCGGCGCGCGAUGCGGUCGGGGUCGCGGCCGGCCGGGACGAAGGCCGCGAAGCUUGUCCGGUCGUACUCCGCCGGCCACUCCCUCGCCGUAGUCCGGCUCGACCGCGACCUGGAGCGGUUCACGCUGUGGCUGCCGGAGCACGUGCGCAGGGAGAUGGUCGCCGCUGCCGGGGAGCAGAGCUCGUAUCGUCGCGCGCAGAGAGCCGGCAGAUGGCCAUCGUUCCUAAGGUACACCAGGACGUUGUCGGGAAGGUUCUUCUCGACGCCGAGGAGAACGGAAAGCUCCGAGGGAGGGGAGGCGUCCUCGUCGUCGUCGACGAGGAUUAGAGGGAAGCGCGUGGCCGCCGUCGAUUUCCUCGAAGGUUCUCCUCUGGGCGGCGGCGUGUCUAAUGCCAAGGUCGGCUCUGUGGCCGGCGAUGUCGACAAGGCAGCUAGCCGGCAGGUUCGAACGUAGAAAAGAAACGGGACUUUUGAAUCUACUAGAAGCGGUGUUCUUCCACGCAUGCGGGGAAUCUGUCUGUGCUAUUAAUCCAAGAAAGAGACUGUAAUCACCGCAUGCAGAAUGCUCAAGGAGCCCUGUGGAGGCACCUGAAUUAUUUUUUUC